UUCUGGUAUAAUCGAAUUUGAACACUCCUGAUUCGAACAGCCGGUCUGCGGUUUAACGUGCUGGUCCGGUCCAGAUAAAUUGGUAGGCGAAGUGAGCGACGGUGAUUGUCUAUUCAAUCCAAGUUUUCUCUGUUUCAAUACAAAGCACCUCAUUUACGAUUUUUAACUACUUAGACCAGCUUGAAGGGGGAAAAGAAAGAAUAGUAAAAAAUGGCGAAAGCUGUAGCUUGGCAUGCUUCAUUUACUUCAUAUUCUUCUUCAUCAUCAUCAUCUCCAUUUCCAAGAAAUCCCAUUGUACCAGUUGGUUUUUCUCUUUCACUUUCACCCAGAAUUCAUACUUUAUCUUCAGCUUUUCCUUCACUUUCCAUCAAACCAAAAAGGCCCAACAGCUCUUUUGAAGUGAGAUCUGUGGCUGCUCCUGCAGAAGAUAUUGCUGGGUUUGACGAAAUGGUUUCUGGGACAGAACGUAAGUAUUACAUGCUAGGCGGCAAGGGAGGUGUAGGGAAAACAAGUUGUGCUGCUUCACUAGCAGUUAAAUUCGCAAAUAAUGGACACCACACUCUGGUGGUUUCUACUGAUCCGGCUCAUUCCUUGAGUGAUUCUUUUGCACAGGAUUUGACUGGAGGGAUGCUAGUACCGGUUGAAGGACCUGACUUUCCAUUGUUUGCUCUUGAGAUAAACCCAGACAAGGCUAGGGAAGAGUUUCGAGAUGCAACUAAGAACAACGGUGGAACCGGGGUCAAAGAAUUCAUGGAUGGCAUGGGCCUUGGGAUGCUUGUAGAACAGUUAGGAGAGCUGAAAUUGGGAGAGCUACUUGACACUCCGCCUCCUGGUUUAGAUGAAGCUAUUGCAAUUUCAAAGGUGAUGCAAUUUCUUGAAUCACCGCAAUAUAAUAUGUUUACUCGAAUAGUUUUUGACACUGCACCAACGGGACAUACAUUGCGACUUUUGUCAUUGCCAGACUUCUUGGAUGCAUCAAUAGGCAAGAUUUUAAAGCUUAGACAGAAGAUUGCUUCAGCCACCUCCGCCAUAAAAUCUGUUUUCGGGCAAGAAGAAACCAAACAGAAUGCUGCUGACAAGUUGGAGCGAUUGAGGGAGAGGAUGGUAAAAGUGAGAGACCUUUUCCGUGAUGCGGAUUCUACAGAGUUUGUCAUCGUCACAAUCCCAACGGUGAUGGCAGUUAGUGAGUCGUCGAGGUUAAGUGCCUCCUUGAAGAAGGAAAAUGUUCCUGUGAAGAGACUUAUUGUUAAUCAGAUUCUUCCUCCAUCUGCCUCUGACUGCAAGUUUUGUGCAGUGAAAAGGAAGGAUCAGAUGCGUGCUCUUGAUGUGAUCCAGAGUGAUCCAGAGCUAUCGAGCUUGAAGUUAAUCCAGUCACCCUUGGUUGACAUGGAGAUUAGAGGUGUUCCAGCACUUAAAUUUAUGGGUGACAUUGUUUGGAAAUAAGCCAUCAUUAAGGUCUGGAAAUUUGGGGCAGCCAUGAAAAUGAGAUAAGCAGCAUUGAAGAAGCUUGGGAUUUUGGAUAACGGAAGUGUCACAGCUCACACGCUUGAAGUUGGAUCAUGUAAAAGGAAAACCUUCAACUUUUGUACAACCCCAGAUUAUAUGUGUAUGUAUACGUAUAUUCAAUUUUUGGUAAGUUUCUAUAUGAAAGCAAUGAUAAAACAGGCAUAAUCUUGUUGAUUAUUGAUUGAGGAUACAUAUGUGGAUCUAUAACUCAAUUCUUUUAUUAUUAUUAUGCAACUCGGAUGGGAGAAAAUGUUGAUGUUGUGAUCUAAAA
This is a messenger RNA of Gossypium raimondii (Peruvian cotton), 1777 nucleotides long. Its product is annotated as ATPase GET3B. The transcript has 12 exons. Gene Ontology annotation, molecular function: ATP hydrolysis activity; ATP binding. Gene Ontology annotation, biological process: post-translational protein targeting to endoplasmic reticulum membrane. The coding region runs from base 211 to 1443 and encodes 410 amino acids. Lineage: Eukaryota; Viridiplantae; Streptophyta; Magnoliopsida; Malvales; Malvaceae. The record is from RefSeq and is a predicted model, not a curated record. Gene Ontology annotation, cellular component: GET complex.